Oryza brachyantha (malo sina) is the source of this 1599-nucleotide messenger RNA. RefSeq names its product protein trichome birefringence-like 12. Bases 103 to 1308 code for a protein of 401 amino acids. NCBI's taxonomy places the organism in Eukaryota, Viridiplantae, Streptophyta, Magnoliopsida, Poales, Poaceae. Gene Ontology annotation, molecular function: O-acetyltransferase activity. Gene Ontology annotation, cellular component: Golgi apparatus. The record is from RefSeq and is a predicted model, not a curated record. The transcript is spliced from 4 exons.
UAAAGGAGUGGGCUUGCGUGGAAACAGAAACACUUCUCUAUCGCGCUCCCCGACGCUGCAUCUUGCCGCCGGCGAUCGCCGGGGAGAGGGUCUCUCCCCCAAAUGCCGCGCCUCCGCCUCCCUCUACUACUACUCCUCCCCAUAACCCUCACCAUCUUCCUCCUCCUCCCCUCCUCCCCGCCCCCGCCCCCGCGGCCGCCGCAUCAGCCUCCUCUCCCCUGCGGCGCCGCCCCCACCGACGCCACCGCCGGCCGCUGGGUCCCCAGCCCGGACCCCGCGCCGCCUCCGCUCUACACCUCCUCCUGCCCCUUCCACCGCAACGCUUGGAACUGCCUCCGCAACGGCCGCCCUCCCCUCGCCGCGCUCUCCUGGGCGCCCAGCCGCUGCGGCGCCGUCGUCCCGAGGAUUGACGCCGCCGCGUUCCUCGCGGCGGCCAGGGGGCGGCGGAUCGGGCUCGUGGGGGACUCGCUCUCGGAGAACCUGGUCGUGGCGCUCCUCUGCGCGCUCCGGUCGGCGGACGCCGGCGCGCGCAAGUGGAAGCGCCGGGGCGCGUGGCGCGGCGGCUACUUCCCCAGGGAUGACGUUGUCGUCGCGUACCACCGCGCCGUUCUCCUCGCCAAGUACACGUGGCAGCCUGUAGAGAAUCCCAAAGAGCUUCAGAAGGAUGGAAUAAAUGGCACUUACAGAGUGGAUGUUGACAUCCCUGCUGAUGAAUGGGUAAACGUCACUAAGUUCUAUGAUGUGCUCAUUUUCAACACUGGACAUUGGUGGGGCUCGGAUAAAUUCCCAAAAGAGACUCCCCUUGUUUUCUACAGAGGAGGAGAACCAAUUGAGCCGCCACUUGGCAUCUACGAUGGACUGAAAGUUGUCCUGGAAAGUAUGGCUUCUUACAUUGGAAGGGAGGUCCCAAGUAAAACACUAAAGCUGUGGCGCACACAAUCACCCAGGCACUUCCAUGGAGGUGAAUGGGAUCACAAUGGCAGCUGUGUGUUUGAUCGGCUUUUACAAGAACACGAGCUCGACUCGUGGUUCGAUCCCGGGUUUGGAGGGGUGAACAAAGAAGCAAGGCUAGUGAAUUCAGCAAUUCAGGAAGCCCUGAUCGGCACAGACAUCCAGCUGCUCAACCUGACUUACAUGAGCGAGUUCCGAGCUGAUGCGCACCCGGCAAUCUGGCUUGGGAAGAAGGACGCAGUGGCUGUGUGGGGGCAGGACUGCAUGCAUUGGUGCCUGCCUGGCGUGCCAGACACAUGGGUGGACAUCUUGGCUGCACGGAUCUUGCAUUACUUCAAGCAGGCAAAUGGUCGAUGACAUGUUGAAGUUUGGAUCAUGACGACGAAUGCGCUCUAAAUGUUCUGCUGGAACAAACACAAUGAAUGCCAUGCUGAAUUUAGAACAGGACUACUGAAAAUCUAGCUACUUUUGUUGCUUGUAGCUUUUCUGAAUGGCGAAGAUAGAGGAUGGUUGUGUUAACCACACUUAGUUACUUACCAUUUGUUUGUAGAGAUGCUUACUCAAGAAAUUUUGUAAUUACAAGUUGAGAAACUGCAAUUGCUCAGUAAUCAGAAUUGUGAGAUUUCACACUUUCCAGUCCUAUCUCCG